Messenger RNA from Cimex lectularius (bed bug), 711 nucleotides. Its product is annotated as twist-related protein 2-like. The record is from RefSeq and is a predicted model, not a curated record. Gene Ontology annotation, biological process: developmental process; regulation of transcription by RNA polymerase II. The transcript has 3 exons. Gene Ontology annotation, molecular function: DNA-binding transcription factor activity, RNA polymerase II-specific; protein dimerization activity; RNA polymerase II transcription regulatory region sequence-specific DNA binding. Bases 114 to 563 code for a protein of 149 amino acids. NCBI's taxonomy places the organism in Eukaryota, Metazoa, Arthropoda, Insecta, Hemiptera, Cimicidae.
CACCCUCAUCGAAAGGAGGGAGAGGGAAAUGUAAAAGGGUAUUAAUACCCGUCGGAGGCGGAGGUGGGGGACUUGAAAGAGCCGUUCAAGCGGGCUUAGUACCAUUCCGGAGCAUGUUCUCGAGCGAGUACCAGUACCAGUACGUCCACCCGGGCCAGGGGUACCACCAAGGGAAGGAACGCCGUCAACAGCCGAAGAGGAAGCGUUCCACGGACUUCUCGACGGACGAGCUUAACAGCCAGCGUCUCAUGGCGAACGUGAGGGAAAGGCAGAGGACCCAGAGCUUGAACGAAGCUUUCGCAGCACUCAGGAAGAUAAUACCGACCCUGCCGUCGGACAAGCUCUCGAAGAUACAGACGCUCAAGCUGGCCGCGAGGUACAUAGACUUCCUCUACAGGAUACUGCAGGAGCCGCAGAUCAAAGUCGAAGACGAGACAGCUUUGCCGGAAAAAGCUGACAGACUCGACGAGACGGAUGACGACAUGAACUGCUACUUGCCACACGAAAGGCUCAGCUACGCGUUUUCGGUCUGGCGGAUGGAAGGAGAAUGGAGCCAGCAGUGACAUCCCCGAAAAAAAACCACCCCUACAGGAUUUCACCCCGCCCCGUUUUUGUAAAUAUCCAGGCAUUCCUCGGGAAAAAAAUGAGAAUAUUGUUCAAAAAAAUUUUUUUACGAAAAAAAUCUUAUCCAAUAUAGAUGAUAUAUAAAUA